This is a messenger RNA of Sceloporus undulatus (fence lizard), 1187 nucleotides long. RefSeq names its product chromosome 6 C11orf1 homolog (gene CFAP68). Lineage: Eukaryota; Metazoa; Chordata; Lepidosauria; Squamata; Phrynosomatidae. The record is from RefSeq and is a predicted model, not a curated record. The transcript is spliced from 4 exons. Gene Ontology annotation, cellular component: nucleus. The coding region runs from base 507 to 1025 and encodes 172 amino acids.
UAGAGUUGCACUGGAGGACCUAGAUAUUCCUAGAGAGACUACUCCACUAGGCCUUUGUAGCUCCUCCAGCGCAGCUCUAUGGUCGAUGUUUGUUGAUUGUUGACCGUAGAGUUGCACUGGAGGACCUAGAGAUAUUCCAUAUUAAGCAAACCCAUGAAUAAUGAAAGCCGCAAAUAUCAAAGCCACACAUAUGGAGGGAUGUGUGUAUAUGGUACUUCUGCCGUGUGUUUUGGGCCUGAGUGGCAAAGGGCAGCUGAAGCCAUUUGGGAUGAAAGGAGGCUAGAGAUGCUCUGAGGCCUCUGACAUCAGACCCAGCCGAUGACCAGGGACUUGCAUCACAAACUGGGCAGCUUUGCUGGCUGCCUCCUCCAUUUCCUUGGUCAGGGAGGCCAAGAUCCCAAGUGCCUCCCAACACCAUUCACAGCCCUCUAAUCCAGAUUCGCCCUCGAUCCGAUAUUGUAAGAGCAAACUCCGUUUAGGAGUAAACCAACAAAGGGGUGUUGGAUAUGGACGAGUCCAGUAGUUCUUACACGACAACUUCAGACUCAGAGGCCAUGUCCUUCUCUUGCUUCUUCAACCCUCUUCAUGGCUGUUUAUUGCAUGCCAAUGGCCAUGGAGAAGUGUGGACAGAUUGGAACAGCUCCUCCAAGUUCUUCCAGUAUGGAUGGAGGUGCACCACCAAUGAGGACAUGUACGCCAACAAAACCCUCCUGGGGAACUGGAACGAGGACCGUUACGACAUUCGGAGAGUGCUACAGCCAAAACCUCUCCCUUCUCAGUAUGCUCACUGCUUCGAGUCCACCUACUCCAAGGACUAUUCCAAGGAAAUGCCUCACAGUACAAGAAGAGUUACAAGAGAGCCUCACUGGUUCCCUGGACACCAGCCAGAGCUGGAGCCUCCUCCUAUCAAGCCAACGGCUCGUUCGUGUUACAUGAUAGAUUAUGAGCCUCCAUAUGGCAGGCCAGACCAUUCCUUGGCUGAGAGGAUGCCCAAGGAUUCAGUAGGAACGCCACGGAAACAGUAGGAUUAGAGGGGGCUCUAGCCUGUCUUGGGACAACCAGGGCAGCUGGAAGACUCUGCUUACAAGAUCCAAUUGCCCUCUCCAUUUCUCUCCUCUGAGAUUAGCUGCUGGGCUGCUGGGUAGCAACUCAGAAAAUGUGUCUGUAAAUAAAUCAAUGUAAAAAUG